UUCAGACUGACAUCAACAUUAGCAAAAAAUCAUGAAUUUCUAUGUACAUUCUUGUCAAACGUUUGACAUAAUUGACGAGCGAUCCUACUAUCAGGCGACCUAUAACGAGCUUCGCGUAACAUUAGACGAACGUUUGUUCCUUGUUAAUGGUCCCUUUAUGAUGGAUAGUCAGUUUGAGGCGUUGAAAAGGGAAGGACGACGUAUACGUAAGAGGAAAAAAUCGACUUCUGCGAGUCCAGAGCUCAUUGAAGAAAUUACUAGAAUUGAAAAGAUCUCGAAAGAGAUUCGAGAAACGGGCAAUCGCUUGGGAUACUUUACUGCUCAAUGCGAACAUGACAACAAUCGUGUGGCGAGAACUGCAGCUAGCGAACUCAUGAAUCAGGCCGUCGUGUGGUUCAAUCCUGAAACGAUCUCAUCCCCGGAAAUCGUUCCUUUGGAGGACAAUAGCAGUUUCAUUCUUAGCCGUGAGUACUGUAUGCUGAACUCAUGGUAUAGAAACGAAUCAGAAUCAUGCAUACGUUUGAAUGUAUCAGUUAAAGAGGGUGAAGCUGCUCUUGUGUACUACGUCCCACCAAGAUCUACUUUUCAUGUGGGCCCCGUUAUUGAUAUUAGGAACUUCGCCGCGUUGAAUGAUGAAACGUUUGAUUUGAUUGUGAUGGAUCCUCCGUGGGAAAAUCUGACAGUCAGGCGGCAGCGGAGCUACGCCACCUGCGACUCUGCGUUGAAUGGAUUGAACAUGGAUUGUCUGGCACCGAAUGGAUUGGUAGCCAUUUGGAUCACCAAUCGGAAAGGAAUUGAAAAGGAUGUGGAAUCUUACCUGAAGCGAUGGAACUUAGAAAAACUGGCCACAUUUUUCUGGUUAAAAGUAACGAUAGAAGGCGAGCCCGUUUGUCCAUUCAACGGUGAUCACAAGUUGCCAUAUGAAAAGCUGGUGAUUGCUUCACGAGCAGAAGCUGCUUUUAAUCAUCUCCCCAUUACCUCAGCUGACGGUAAAGUCUAUGCCAGCAUUCCGAUGGCAGUCCCUUCUCGAAAACCUCCUGUUGUGCCUAUACUAAAGCAAUAUGGUUUCUUCCCUAGUCAGUGCCUUGAGCUUUUUGCUAGAAGUCUGCAACCAAACACCGUAUCUGUAGGCUUUGAAACCCUACUGUUACAGUCGUCUUCGUGUUUCAUCUCCACUAGCAAUUGAGUUUACGCGAGAUCUCCACUUACUUAUCUACGAUUUUUCAAGAUGAUCAUUUUUUUGCCAGAUCUUCACUUGUACAAAACCUCACAUAAAUCGUCU
Messenger RNA from Cylicocyclus nassatus, 1282 nucleotides. The record is from the annotation of a GenBank genome assembly. NCBI's taxonomy places the organism in Eukaryota, Metazoa, Nematoda, Chromadorea, Rhabditida, Strongylidae.